CAGUCAACGCUUCUAUUACCAUUACCACAUCACGUCGAUGCAGUCAGUUAUUCUAAUUUCACACAGCCUCCCGUGCAUGGAUCUUCGUGCGUUGCUGGUGACUUGUUAAUCCCACGUCGAUCUACUAGCUAAUGAACAUAAGAUGCCUGUGGAUCAAAAGCGAAUUAACGGCCCGGAGGUAUCUGUGCCGUACAGUGUUUAUACCGAAGCCGAAAAGUUGGAGUCCAGUAACACCGAUAAACUAUUAAAAACGAGACUCGAUGGACGAGAUUACAAAGAGCACAGAAAAAUUUUUGUGAAAACCGGUGUGGUAAGCCAAGCCAAAGGAUCGGCGUACAUUGAAGUUGGAACCACAAAAGUUGUUUGUUCCGUAUUUGAUCCAAGAGAAAUCCCAAAUAGAAAUGAAUACAGCUCUCAAGGCGAACUCUUUUGUGAGUUCAAAUUUGCUACUUUUGCCUGUGCAAAGCGGAAAAUACACCAGCAAGAUUCUGAAGAGAAGGAGUACAGUAUCAUCAUGCAACGAUCGUUAGAACCAGCUGUUUGCAGGCAAGAAUUCCCAAACUUUCAAGUCGAUAUAUAUGCCCUAGUAUUGGACAAUGGAGGAUCUGCCUUAGCAGCAGCUAUAAUGUGUGCUAGCCUUGCUCUUGCAGAUGCUAGUGUGCCAAUGUUUGGCCUCGUUACGGCGGUUUCUGUGGGAUUGUAUGGAGACACAGUGUUUGUUGAUCCAACAGUUGAUGAAGAAAAACUAUGCAGUUCGGCCCCAGGAAAGUCAAGCCCAUCUAAAAAUCAUGGACUGAUUAUGCAAGCUACUUUACCCCAACAUGACCAAGUGUCUGAGUUUUUUUUAGUUGGGAACAUUGAUGUGACUGCUAUUAAACAGUCCAUUGAAACACUUACUGCAGCCAGCAAAAAUAUAUGCCCUCUGAUGCAACAAUGUUUAGUCAAAACUGUCUUGAGAGCUCUCAAGAAAAAGGAAAGCGAGAUCAAUGAAAUAAAAGACUAGCUACUAAA
Molecule: messenger RNA, 1011 nt
Organism: Athalia rosae (coleseed sawfly)
Lineage: Eukaryota; Metazoa; Arthropoda; Insecta; Hymenoptera; Athaliidae
Product: exosome complex component MTR3
Exons: 4
Coding region: 143-1003 (286 amino acids)
Biological process (GO): poly(A)-dependent snoRNA 3'-end processing; nuclear mRNA surveillance; rRNA catabolic process
Cellular component (GO): cytoplasmic exosome (RNase complex); nuclear exosome (RNase complex); nucleolus
Source: RefSeq, a predicted model, not a curated record